AUGGGAUGUGGCGGGGUCGCUAUCUUCGCCAGUACACCCCCCGCAAUCUGGAAUCACGACACCGAAUAUAAUUAUCGUCCGGAUCCGAAUUUUUAUUACCUUACGGGGUUUGAAGAACCGGAAUCGAUCUGUGUCAUCGCGCCCGAUCAUCCGAAACAUCAGUAUAUCCUGUUCGUUCGUCCGAAAGAUAAGCAGGCGGAAAUCUGGAACGGUAAACGCGUUGGCGUUAAGGACGCUCGUCAACGCUACGGGGCAGAUAAAGCCUAUCCGAUAGAGAAAUUCAGUGAGAAAAUCGGGAAAUACCUACAAGGUGCCGAACGACUUUACUAUACCCUCGGUUCCAAUCAGGAUGUUGAUGCCGAAAUCCUCGCGCGCUUCUCGCAGUCCGUCAGGUCACGAAUUCGCUCUGGGAAGGGAUUUGAUACGCUUGUUGAUCCGAGCCCUAUUCUCAGCGAACUGCGGUUAAUCAAAAAUGAGACCGAACUGCAGCGCACCCGACUGGCGACGGAGAUUACCGUAGCCGGUCACGUCGCCGCGAUGAAGGCGGUUCGCCCGGGGCUGUAUGAAUACGAACUGGAGGCUCUCGUUGAAUCCACCUUCCGCAUGAACGGUGCGAACGGUAUAGCCUUUCCUACUAUCGUUGCGAGUGGCGGAAACGCGACGACGCUCCACUAUACAACAAAUGACUGCCGGAUUGAAGACGAAACGCUUGUCCUCAUUGACGCAGGCGCAGAAUAUGGUCGGUACUCGGGUGAUGUGACCCGUACCUUCCCUGCAAACGGCACCUUCACUCAAGCGCAAAGAGAAAUCUAUCAGAUUGUUCUUGAAGCGCACUAUGCCAUUAUUGAUUCUAUCCGUCCUGGAGUUUCUAUUAACGAACCACACCAAAAAUCGAUUGAGUUAUUGACAGAAGGCAUGCUCAGUCUCGGCCUUCUCAAGGGGAAAGCAAAGAAAUUGAUAAAGAAAGAGGCAUAUCGGCAGUUUUACAUGUACCGAGUCGGACACAUGCUCGGUUUAGAUGUACACGAUGUCAAUUGCGUCCACGAACCCAACGGCGAUUUCAAAACCUUCCAACCCGGAAUGGUGAUGACAAUUGAACCGGGACUCUACGUCGCUGAUGACACGAAAGAUGUCCCACCGGCGUACCUCGGCAUCGGUGUCCGCAUAGAGGACGAUAUCCUCAUCACUGAGACCGGUUGUGAAGUGCUGACGGAUGGUGUCCCGAAAGAGAUUGAUGAAGUCGAAGCACUUGUACAAGGGGCAAAGUAG
Molecule: messenger RNA, 1269 nt
Organism: Geodia barretti
Lineage: Eukaryota; Metazoa; Porifera; Demospongiae; Tetractinellida; Geodiidae
Source: the annotation of a GenBank genome assembly